Cooperia oncophora is the source of this 417-nucleotide messenger RNA. The record is from the annotation of a GenBank genome assembly. NCBI's taxonomy places the organism in Eukaryota, Metazoa, Nematoda, Chromadorea, Rhabditida, Trichostrongylidae.
CACUUUCCAGCAUUCUUUAAAAGUAAACACAGUUUAUGGUUAGCUCGACAAUCAGUUUCUCAGCUUUACGUCUACAAGGACAAGACAGUCACAUCGGGCUUGGUCUCCCGAGCCGAAGCAUGUGGUUGCAAGGCUUUGGUCCUCACAGUAGAUGCACCAGUACUUGGAAGACGUCUGCGUGAUAUUCGAAAUGGGUUCACUCUCCCCGAUGGAUUGAGGACAACGAAAUUGCCGGUCAUUAUCAAAGGUGUGAUGCGGGGCGAUGACGCUGAAGAGGCUGUUCAUCAUGGUGUUCACGGAAUCAUUGUGUCGAACCAUGGAGGAAGGCAGUUGGACAGCGCCCCGGCCACUGUAUGUCCAUCUAAAUUGAGGUCCUCGAAGAAGUGGUGCAAGCGGUACAAGGACGGGUUCCUGUGA